Molecule: messenger RNA, 3494 nt
Organism: Cygnus olor (mute swan)
Lineage: Eukaryota; Metazoa; Chordata; Aves; Anseriformes; Anatidae
Gene: PPP2R2B
Product: protein phosphatase 2 regulatory subunit Bbeta
Exons: 9
Coding region: 177-1556 (459 amino acids)
Biological process (GO): peptidyl-serine dephosphorylation
Cellular component (GO): protein phosphatase type 2A complex; cytosol
Molecular function (GO): protein binding; protein phosphatase regulator activity
Source: RefSeq, a predicted model, not a curated record
CGCGGCGGCUCCGCCGGGCCGGCAGCACGGGGGCCUCUCCCCGCCGGGCAGCCCCCGCGGCGAGCCCGAGCCCCUGCCAUGUAGGCCGUCUGGAAACCGGAACAAUCCUCAUGGCUUGAGGCGGGCUUGCCGCAAGUUUUCCUUGAUUUUUAGUGAUUUUCUUUUUUUAGUCUUACAUGGUUUUAUUACCUCUUUUUAAUUACCGUUUUCGGAAGAUGAAAUGCUUUUCUCGUUACCUGUCGUACAUCUUCAGGCCUGCCACCUCCAUCCUGUCCUGCAGCUGCCACACGGAAGCUGACAUUAUCUCUACAGUUGAAUUCAACCACACAGGAGAAUUACUAGCAACAGGGGACAAGGGGGGUCGGGUUGUAAUAUUUCAGCGUGAGCAGGAGAGCAAAAACCAACCCCAUCGCAGGGGAGAAUACAAUGUUUACAGCACUUUCCAGAGCCACGAGCCAGAGUUCGAUUACCUGAAGAGUUUGGAGAUAGAAGAGAAGAUCAAUAAAAUACGAUGGCUCCCACAGCAAAAUGCAGCCUAUUUCCUGCUCUCCACCAACGAUAAAACUGUGAAGCUAUGGAAAGUCAGUGAGCGAGACAAGAGGCCGGAGGGAUACAACCUCAAGGAUGAAGACGGACGCCUCCGAGACCCCUCCAUGAUUACCACACUGCGGGUGCCCGUGCUCAGGCCCAUGGACCUGAUGGUGGAGGCCACUCCCAGGAGGGUGUUUGCCAACGCUCACACAUACCACAUCAACUCCAUAUCCGUCAACAGCGACUACGAGACCUACAUGUCGGCAGACGACUUGAGGAUAAACCUGUGGAACUUUGAAAUCACGAAUCAAAGUUUCAACAUCGUGGACAUCAAGCCAGCCAACAUGGAGGAGCUGACAGAGGUGAUCACUGCCGCUGAGUUCCACCCACACCACUGCAACACUUUUGUCUACAGCAGCAGCAAAGGCACCAUCCGGCUGUGCGACAUGCGCACCUCCGCCCUCUGUGACCGCCACGCCAAGUUUUUUGAGGAGCCCGAAGACCCAAGUAACCGGUCAUUCUUUUCUGAGAUCAUCUCCUCGAUCUCCGAUGUCAAAUUCAGCCACAGCGGGAGGUACAUCAUGACCAGGGACUAUCUAACCGUCAAAGUGUGGGACCUGAACAUGGAGAACCGGCCCAUCGAGACUUACCAGGUCCACGACUACCUGCGAAGCAAGCUGUGCUCGCUGUACGAGAAUGACUGCAUCUUCGACAAGUUCGAGUGCGUGUGGAACGGCUCCGACAGCGUCAUCAUGACCGGCUCCUACAACAACUUCUUCCGCAUGUUCGACCGCAACACCAAGCGCGAUGUGACGCUGGAGGCCUCGCGGGAGAACAGCAAGCCCCGGGCCAUCCUCAAGCCCCGCAAGGUCUGCGUGGGCGGCAAGCGGAGAAAAGAUGAAAUUAGUGUGGACAGUUUGGACUUCAGCAAAAAGAUCUUGCAUACAGCUUGGCACCCUUCAGAAAAUAUCAUUGCCGUGGCAGCAACAAAUAACCUGUAUAUAUUCCAGGACAAGGUUAACUAGGAGGAUAAGUUAUUCUUUAGGAAUCUCAUGUACUGAAUACUAGUAAACACAAGAUUUCAAAUGUUUCUUUUCUUUUUUUUUUCUUCCUUUUUUUUUUCCCCUUUUCCUUCCUAUUCAUUUGUUUAAUUACUGCUCUGCAUAUAGGAGUUGUGCAGGGGCAGGCAAACCAGCUUCACUAUCCACCACUCACUGACACGUAGGGCAGUGGGUGGGCACACCAAGUAGAUACCAGGUUUUCCUUUACUUGUGAAUCGUGAGCUAAGACAUAACAUGGAGCAGGCUGGGAAUGUUUAGGCUUUCAUUAUCCCAGUGUCCUCUGGUGGCAUUGCUAUGGUUGUAGAUGUCUGCUGAUUCAUGUGUGGUAAUACAGCAGUGUGGGGUAUCGAGUCAGCUGCAGAGGGAAAAGAAGGGGAGGUUGUGCACAUGCGUGUGUGUAGGACUGUGUGGUUGGGGUUUUAAUUACAGCAGCCCGUUUGGAUUUUUUAAAACUUUAUCCUAGAAAUGUUCCACUUCUUAUUUUGCAAGAUCAGAAUGUUGUCCCCUUUGCCAUUUUUCACAUUUGUCUUUUUAUUACUUCAUAUUUUUACCAACAGCAACAGCAAAACCAAACAUAAAAUGGAAAAGCUCAGAUUUGCAAUAGACAGGCUUAAAGGAGGAGGGAUGGCACUACACACAAGAUGUGUGCGCGCUAACCAGGCUGCUGCCUUCCGCCUUCACCCCACAGAAACUCUCCUAAGGAUUUGGCUUUGUAGAUACUGUGGUGCCUUUUUUUGCUAUAUGAAAUACCUUUAUAAAUGAUGCUUCCAAAAUGCAUUGAUUGCAAAACAAAUUGAACCUGGGCGCUUUUUUUCUGUGUUUCUUUUAUUUUGCUUUGGUCAUUUUUAAUUGUUCUGUUCUAAGCUCUUGCGUGUUGUGACUCUAUCUCUUUUUCUUUUUUAAUUAAUUUAUUUAUUUAUUCCAUUUUUGUUUUGUUUUGUUUUGAAGAUAAAGUAUAUGUUGCUAAUUUAUGACAUUCUAAAACAGAAUACAACCAUAUAUUGCUGUUAGCACCUGACUGCUUCAGAGAGAGGCUGUCUAUGGUCCUACAUUAUAAUAAUAAUUAUUAUUAUAAUAAUAAUAAAAACAGUAACUCUUCCUCUUUGCAUGGCAAGGCUGCCCUUUCUACUGUAAAGACUGUUCAGAUCCUUCAUUUACUUGAGCAACUGUUCAAUAAAAAAAAAAAAAAAAUCAGUCUGAAACCUGCUCCUGCAACAAAAAGCAAAGGGAUAAAUAAAGUCAAUUAAAAAAUAAAUCAACACCGUCACUUUAGAAAUGGAUCCAUAAGGGUAACCCUGCUGUGCAUCUGUCCUGCUAUGGGCAGUGGGCAUCCCACCAGUGCCUGCAUCCUUGCAAGGAAGUUUACACAAAUUUUUAAGGACAAAAUGCACUCUUUAGACAGUCUCUUUCAUAGACAGUCUCUUUCAUAAGGCAUGAUUUGGAUUUCAAGCAGUUUCUGCAAUGACCUACCGACUCUUACACCUUACAAAUGAGAUUAACUGCCACUUACUCAAGGAACAUAGGUACCACAAGGAAAAACAUGAACUGAAUAGAGGCUGGGACUGGCAUUUAUCUCUCUCUGGCGGGAGAGGAAGAUGUGGUUCAAGUCCCUGGGCUGGUGCUGUUUGACACUCUGUCCCCACCCAGCCAACCUGUGCAGGGCAGGAGCAGGGAGCAUUUGCCUUCUUUAAAGAGAUAAGUACAAGGUGGGGAAAAAAUAAUAUGCACCGGCUUAUAAAUUUACUACAAGGGAUUGCUUUCAGGAGUAACAUUUUUUUUUUAUAACGAAGUGGUAAAAAAAAAAAUAAAUCAGGAGUAAAUGGACCAUUAAGGAAAAAAGUUCUUUUUUUGUUCCUGUAAAGAAAACUUGCACUGGUAUCAAAAGUAAAGUUGUCCCAAACA